ACGUGACCCGAAGUGUGACGUAGGAGGAAGGAGACGCCAUUAGAGGGAGGCGGAGAGGGAGUGCUCUUCGCCUUUCCUCGGGUGCCUGACGUGGUGGCUGGGGGGCCCUUCAUUCUCGGACUUCCCUCGGCCCUUCCAGGCUUCGCCCGGAGGCGAGAGUGGAGACGGCGCCCCGGGUUGACGGGUCGGUGCGGAGGGGCCUGCGCCGGCCGCGGCUGUGAAGGCGCUGCGGCGGCUGCGGGGAGCUCGGCGCAGCUCUAGGGCUCGGGCGGCGGGGAAACGGGAUGGCUGCGGCCGGCAGCGGAGGGGCGGCGGCGGGCAGAGCCUACUCAUUCAAGGUGGUGCUGCUGGGCGAAGGCUGCGUGGGGAAGACGUCGCUGGUGCUGCGCUACUGCGAGAACAAGUUCAACGACAAGCACAUCACCACUCUGCAGGCAUCAUUCUUGACAAAGAAGUUAAAUAUUGGUGGGAAAAGAGUAAACCUUGCUAUAUGGGAUACAGCAGGUCAAGAGAGAUUCCAUGCAUUGGGUCCAAUUUACUACAGAGAUUCAAAUGGAGCUAUUUUAGUUUAUGAUAUAACAGAUGAAGAUUCCUUUCAGAAGGUAAAAAACUGGGUCAAAGAAUUACGGAAAAUGUUGGGAAAUGAAAUCUGUUUAUGUAUAGUUGGUAAUAAAAUAGACUUGGAAAAGGAGAGACAUGUUUCCAUUCAAGAAGCAGAAUCGUAUGCAGAAUCUGUUGGAGCAAAACAUUAUCAUACUUCAGCCAAACAGAACAAAGGAAUUGAGGAACUCUUUCUUGAUCUUUGUAAAAGGAUGAUAGAAACAGCACAAGUGGAUGAGAGAGCAAAAGGCAAUGGCUCCAGUCAACCAGGAGCCACAAGGCGGGGUGUACAGAUUAUUGAUGAUGAACCUCAAGCCCAGAGCGGUGGCGGAGGGUGCUGUUCUUCUGGAUAACUGAUCACACUUAAGAGAUUAAACAAACAAACUGUGGAUCAUUGCCCUCAACAUGAAGACUGCCAUAUUCCAAGUCACAUUAUUUUACCAAUGGAAUUAUAGAAUUAACAGUAUUUUAAAUUACGUUUAUAACACUGCAGAGACCUUAAGUGCUAAACUUAGUGGAGUUUGUGACCAGAGAAUUGGCAUUUUUCUACAAAUGUUAACAAAGCAAUUACCAAUGGCCUUUUUACAUAUUUUUUUCUUUAAUAAGGAAUAAUAUGCAUGUAGAAAAGACCUACUUAAAGGCUUCAUUUAUAUUCUUUUAAAUCAAAUCUUUAUUUAAUAACUUAUAUAUGUUGUUGGAAUGGUAUACAUUUUUGCAGCCCUUUGUAUUUUGUGGUAGUUUGAAUUGUAUCACUUCUAAACAGCAAACUGUUUUUGUUUUUGUUUUUGUUUUUUUUUUAAAUUAGCAGAUACCUGAAGUACUAUUUUUGCAGGGUUUGCACAGGCCCCUUAACUGUCUACUACUUUGAUAUAAUCUAUAUACAACCUGUAUGCUGAGCUGGUAAAAUACAUUGUAAAAUUACAUAUUAAAUAUUUUAUCUGCUUUUACAAGCGCAAGGUGCAAAACUACAUACAGUAGUCUCAUUGAUGACUGUAAAGUGAAUUAACAUUUGGUGAUAAUGCCUAAGCUUUUUGACUCUGACAUAAAGAUCAUAGCUCCCCUUCACUUUUGUCUUAACUUGAAAGUGGCGUGUUUCAAUUUUCACAUAUACUUUACUUGAAUUAUUGCUGUUGUCAUAUUUUUGCCUCUGUAAGUCUUUCUGAUGAUUGAACAACAGCAUUUGCCUUUUGGUUUGUUGGGGUUUGGGGGGGCUUUUUUUGUUUGUUUUUAUUUUUGUUUGGGGGGGAUUUUUUUGGAUAAAAGAGAUGAAUUCUGCUGAUUUUGUUUUAGAGUGGUUACCUUAGAAGUAUUUGAGUGGAGCAUGCUGAAUUUCACUUCUGCAAUGGCUUUAGUUUUCUCUUAGGCUUUAUAUGAGAUGGGUUCACUGGUGUCAGAAGAGAGGAAGAGGUACCAGACAGUUGCCACUCACCAAGACUCAUUCAUACAGCAUGUUAAUGGGUAGUUCUUGCUCCUGGGGCAGCACUUUUAAAUCCUUUGUGAGCAAAUUGUAUUUGUUCAUUGCUUGCCAGAGAUGAACACAGAAAAGUUUGUUCCAUUUUAUAAGAGCUGUCCUGAGUUUCUGUGAAGGGAAACAUUUCAUGUAAUGCGGUUAUAGCAAACACUGGAAAGAUUUAUUAUAAAAUUAUAUUCUUGUAUACUUUGUAAAUUAGUCUCAUUAGGUUUUUUUUUUUUCCUAAGCAUAGGACUGAACUUAAAUUUGUUAAUUUUAAUAGAAUCAGACAGUGCUCACAGAAGGAUCACAAAUUGUGGAAAUUAACAUACAUUGUUCUUGUUCUAAUAUAUAUAUUUUUCCAUUUCUGUCAUGCUUGGAAAACUAGUAAAUGUUAUGUCUAAGAUAAAAUGGAAUGGUUCCUGGAUUUACUUCUUACAAGAAGCAGUAGUACGCAAUAAAGUCGUUGGCAUGAGCAAUUAAGAGGAUGUAAAGAGGUUAUAGUUACUAAAGAAGUACUACCAUAUUUUUAAGUUAAGAGCUUAAGGUUUCCCAAAUGGGUUUAAAGUUGAAUGGAUUGACACCUUUAUGCUAUGCUGUUAAAAUUUUAACUUAGUAUUAAGGGUUCUGUGAGCCCUCACUUUAUCUUCUUUGGUUACUCUCCUUCCCAAACUCAACAGACUGUUCUCUCUGUUGUGUGUGUUUGGGGAGGAUGGUAUGGGAAGAGUCAGAGAGAUAAGCUAACAUUUGUUUUAUUUUGUUUUGUUUUGUUUUGUUGAUUGUAUAGUCUCUCAGUUUCCUAUGAAGUUUGUGUUUAUGCAGGGCAUCAUGGGAGACCAGAGGAAUCAUGAGUAUAAAUGCAGGAAAAAUUGUUUUGCUCUUCUGGUUCUUCCACAGGUAGUUAAGAAAGCCUUGCCAUUUCUACUAUCAUACGUGCAGAUGGGAAAGAAGCUCUUGUUCAGAGUGAACUGUUUUUUAAACUAAUGAGAGAUGAAAUUGAGCUUGAUUUCAAAAAGUAAAAUCAUAAAGCCUGAUAAUUGAAGAGUUGUACUCUCAAUUUUUGACCCUAUAUUAAUGAUAUUAAGUCCAGAUAAGAACCUCUGCUCCAAAGUUGCCAGAUAAUUAUUGAUGGGGUACAACCACUCUCCAUAUAUUUUUUUCUUUUCUCUCCCUUAGUUUUUGUGUAUCAUUCUUAACCUUAAGCAUUUCAUUCUGUUUUUCACCUUGUAAUUUAAGCUAAUUCAAUAGCAACAAUAAAUAAUAGGGAAUACCUGUCCUUGCUCUAAAGUCUGAGAGUUCUUUAGGUGGGAUGAAGGAGGAAUAAAAGAGGACCAGCCAAUUGUAGUAUGUGCAUAAAGGAGCGAUAAAGAGAUGAGAAACUAAGGCUGAGGAAAUUUCUCUGAUACUUUCUUCACUUCUUUAACAUAUCUUUUGUGUUCCUGUCCUUAUGAAUUGUACUAUUAGGAAGAAGACAUGAGUUGUUGUAUUGUAUAUUAAAAGUAGUAGGUAGGUAGAACCAAUAUAUUUUUCAACUAGUAAGUGUAUACAUUUAGUAUAUAUAAUUAAAAAUUGGUAUAAGAUAGUCAUUAAAAAUACCUGAAUAUUAUGUUAAAAGUAUACAAUCGUUUCUGUAAUGAUGAUGAGUAUUCUGCAUCUCGUUUUGCUUUGUGAUUAUAGAGGAAGAUCAUUGUUUUUAAAAAUGUAUAUUGCAACAAUUUGGGGGUAAACAGCAAUCUCAAAAAAAAAGCAUCAUGUGAUUGUAUGAAAUAUGAGUGUUUGAAUUUGUUUUGUUCUGGGGAAAUCACCUGAAAACACCCUAAAGCUAUGGCUGUUAUAGCUAAAUUGAAGUCCUUUUUUUGUUUGUUUGUUUUUAAUAUUAGCUAUAUGUUAUUAAUGAUUACAUUUUAUUUGGCAUUAGAGUAAGAAAGAAGAAUGAUUUAGGUUUUCAGCAAGAAAAGAUAAAAUUUGGGAUAUAUGACAGGAAGUUAGUGAGGAGUAGACUAGAAGUCAGGUAGAUAUGAAACUCUACAACCUGACAUUUUUAUAAUUGUUUUGAAAUACAUUAUCAUUUCUAAAUAAGGCAAGUUAUGCAUUGUACCAAAUAUUUAGAACAUACACAAAAUGAAUUGGCAUACUAUUUAAUAUGAUUUGCAAUUUUCUGUAUUGUAAAUGCUACCAGGAAUCUAGAUCAUUGAUGUUAUCUCCAAAUAAUAGAAUUUACCCUUAUAAUUACCACUUAUAUUCUCUCCAGAAGUGAGAUGUUGAUCUGUGCCUUUAACUUUUGAAAUUCAUCUUUUGACCUCCGUUUGCCAUAUAGUUUUCUUCAUAGAUGCAGUCUGGCAAAGAGGGAAUACAUAUUUUGUGGCUAGUAAAGCUGUUGAGAUCUUCUAGAAAAGGGUGUAGAUCGUUGCAACCAGCAGGAGCCUUACAAUAAUGUCUAAAGUACAGGGACUAAGUAGAUCUUUAUUCUUUUCUAAAUUUCAAAAUGUAUUAGCUAGGUUUUAAUAACUAAAAGCUGGGAUUCAUUGAAUAUAUACAUUCACUUGAUUUUGUAAUAGGCGUUGAUUCCAGUAUUUUGCUGUUCUAUAAUUUUCAGUCAACAAAAACAAUAAUGUAUUUGGACCAAAAUUUAUGUUACAUAUAUGUCUGGCUUCGAUGUCUUUUCCCUUUUCAAAGAAAACAAAUCACUCAGAAUUCUGAGCAAAUUUUCCUAAGUGCAAGUAUUAUUAUAUUAAUCAUAUGUAAUGAAAAAAUGUAAAAAUACUCUUUUAAGAGUUUCCACUUUCAAGCAACAAUGCUUCUCUUCUAAACAAAUACCACUUUAAUUUGAUAGACUUUUAGCACUGCGUGUGCUCUCUGAUUUAUAUAUCAUCUCUUCUGAGAAGCUGAGCGUGCUUUUAAAUAUUAGCCUUUCUACCACAAAUUUUCAGUAGAUAAAUUAACAUGGCAAGUUGAUGUUACAUGGCACACCCAGUAAGAAUCUUAUUCUUUAAGCAUCUUGUCCUCUUCAGAGGCCUGCACGUAUUUCUAAGUGCUUUACAUUAAAGCCAAAAGAUGAGCCUGUCUAUCUUUAUUCCCAGUGUGUCAGUUCUCACCUUGAUUUUGAUACUUCCAGACAACUGUAUCAUCUCUUCAUUAUCAAAUAAGAAAAAGCUAAUACGACUUCCUUAAGUUCGAGCUUGUGUAGAGUAAUGAGAGAAAGGUGAGGGACAGCAGAGAUAAAGUACGGUAAUGUUGAAAUACAGACAACAGUGGUAUUUGCUAAACUGUAUCGUUGGUAGCAAGCUCUUUUAAGGAAACCAUCACAUGUAGUACUUCCUAGAAAUGUAAAAGCUCAUUUUUUUUUAAUUAUCUGAGAAUAUAUUCUAGGAAAAAAAGAAUAAAUAUUGUGAAAGUGCCCCUCAGGCACCCUCUCCCAAAUGGAAAACAUUGCUUUGUAGUAUAUACUCUCUUCAAUUACCUUUUUGCUGUGCAUUUAUAUACAUAUAUAUUUACCUAUAGAAAUACAUAGUUUUGUGGGUUCUAAAUUUUUAUAUAAAUUCUGUCUUACUACGCAUAUGUUUUGCAACUUGCUUUUUUCUCUCACCAACAUGUUUAGGAACUGUUAAGUCAGUAUAUGCAUACUUUCAUUUUAUUUUCUGUCACAUCUCUUUGGGAUGUUUGCCUUUCAGGAUAACUUCUGACUUUCCAUGAAACCUUCCCAAAAGGAAUCUUGUCACUUAGGUAGAUUUCACUAGACUCCUAGAAUGUAGAUGCAAGCCAGCGCUUAGACAGAAUCAGGGUCUUCCUUAAGCAUGUGAAUUGGGAUAUUAGAAAGGCAUUUGCUGGGGCACGUGGAUGGUUCCGUCGAUUAAGUGUCUGACUUUGGCGCAGGUCAUGAUCUUCACAGUUUGUGGGUUUGAGCCCCGUGUCGGACUCUGUGCUGACAGCUCAGACUCUGGAGCCUGCUUCGGAUUCUGUCUUUCUCUCUCUGCCCCUCCCCAACUCAUGCUCUGUCUCUGUGUCUCUCAAAAAUAAAUGAACAGUCGGGGGGAAAAAAGGCAUCUGCUUAUAAUUCAUUUGAAGUACAUUACUUUUGGUCUACUGUUGACAAUAUAUACAAUUCAAAAAUUUAGCAGUCUUUAUUCAGAAUAGGUUUUUAUUUGAGGGAGGGAACGAAAAAGAGGGAAGGUAUAGCCGACAGGGAAAGAGUACAGAGCAAGAUAAAACAAGUCUCUACACAACUCGGAACAGUUACAUAACAAGACUUCAUGGCACCAAAAAUUAAAACUUAUGUUUGGUCUGUCUUUAAUAAAAACAAGAACAGUGCCUUUUCAGAUUUCCCUUCCCCCAACAUCCCCCAUCCCUGUUCCUUUUUUUUUUUUUUUUAGAGUUUAUUUAUUUAUUUUGCGAGAGAGACUGUGUGCUGUUAAAGCAGAGCCCAACGCGGGGCUCCAUCUCACGAAUCUUGAGAUCAUGACCAGAACCAAAAUCAAGAGUCAAGAGCUUAACCUACUGAGUCACCGAGGCGCCCCUCCCCAUUCCUCUCAAAAGGUAACAAUUGUUAACAGUUGGUAUGUGUCUGUAUCUCUCAUAUAUGUUUUUAUUUAUAUUUGGCCUUUAUGAAUUGUCAGUUUUCUGAAAUCAACCUCUAUCAAAUUCCAACCUCAAUCCACCUGACCUAUUUACCGAGAACAAACCAGAAUCAUAUUUCUUUAAAGGACGUUAAAUCAGUGGCGACAGUUCUUGAACUAGAAGUUAACUAGAUUCUUAAUAUGUUUUAUGUUUAUCAUAAAUUAAGCUUGAAGAAUAACUAGCAUUCUGGGAAAGUCGAGUCACUGGUUUCUAUAUCUUGUGGAAAUAGGGUUGGGAAAGAGGAGUGGGGUAAUACCUGUGUAAGUCUGAGCUGGCCUUGUUCUCUUAGCAUAUUAUCUUACUUGAGCAUUACAGUUACCCCCCACAAUUACUUUCCAGGUAUUUCUGUCACUGUUAGGCUCUAGCUUAGCAUGUGAGUGCCUUGACACAAAGUUAAGUGUAUCGCCCCAGAACAACAAAUUUAUUCAUAUUUGACUUAUAAUGAAAAUAAUUCAAGGGGGAAAUUAAGCAGCAGUUUACAUGAUUUUGUUAAUUGUUUCUGGAUGGUCUUAUAAAAAAAAUUAAAACACAUUCUGCUCAUCAUGACUAUUCUAUCACUUUCACUCAUUUAUUGAGUACCUGCUCUGUUCCCAGUGCACACAGCAGAGGAACCAGCCUUCCUUUAGAGUUAGAGCUUAGAGAUGGGGAAAGAUGACUUUGCCUAUUGUCUAGGAGGUAGGUAGUUUAUCUGUAGAUAUGAGGUCAGCUGAGCACACGUGUUCACAUUCUGGGUGUGAUCAGAUAUGUACAUGUCAAACUUUUGGGGUGAGGUAAUUAGAAUGACAGUAGCUGAAGCUGAUAGUGAAUUUAAGGUAAAUCUGGACAAAAUGAUUUUGAGUCUUGCAAAUAAUACAUUUUCAAGCCAAAUUAAAAUAGAAUAACUUAUUUUCUAGCUUCAAGGGGACAAUUAAGUGAUCCUUAAGCCCAAAUUGCUUUUCCAAAUUUUGUAAUAGCAGUGAAGUAACAAAUGCUUUUUGCUUAUUUAGACGGCUGCUUUUUAUUAAAGCUAGGGAAAAAGUGAAUUUUAAAAAGGAAUUGUAUUGUUUUCUUUGCUUUUAACAGAUGAUAUCUUGUCGCCAGAUAAUAAUCCAGGACACAAUCCAUUCCUAAGUCAUAGUAGGCCAAUUUGGAGAGUGUAUCACAGUAUAAUUUGUGUCUUUCUUUCUUUCUUUCUUUCUUUCCUUCUUGCUUUCUUUUUUUUUUUUUUUUUUUUUUUGUAGGCUCUCUGUGGGGCUUGAAUUCAUAAACCCAAGAUCAAGAGUCACAUGCUCUACCAACUGAGCCAGCCACGAGCCCCUAAGUUGUGUAUUUCUUUUUUUUUUAAUGUUUAUGUAUUUAUGUAUUUAUGUAUUUAUUUGAGAGUAGGAGAAGGAGCAGAGAGAGAGGGAGAGAAAGCAUCUGAAGCAGGCUUCAUGCUGUUAGUGCAGAGCCUAAUGUGGAGCUCAAACCCACAAACCGUGAGAUCAUGACCUGAACCAAAAUCAAGAGUCUGACACUCAACAGACUGAGCCACCCAGGCACCCCAAGUUGUGUAUUUCUAAACGCACUUUUCAAAUGAGGAGUAUGGGUCCCUUUUUUCCUAUCUGAAAUUGAAGACCUAGGCCAUAAAGAUAGCUUAACAAAUACCUGGAUUUUCUGAUAAUCUUUCCAAUGCCUUUUAAGGAUAUUAAAAGUUAAAUUAUCGGUUCCCUUCUUGGCUCUUUUUGGGAGAAAAUAGAGUGAAAUCAUCAGUUUUUAAAUAACUAUUUCAUGAGUUAGCAAGAAGUAACAUACUCAUCUGUAUUAAUUCAUCUGCACUAAUUCACAAAAGAAUGAUUGUAAUGAUCUAGUGACAAUUCUUCAAAAUAUAAGUCCUGUGAAGGAAAAAUGACAUAGCAAGGACUUGAUGAUACUUUGAGGACCUUUUACUGUUUCCUGGGUGAAAAAUUAUUCAUCUUGUCUAAAAGCUAUACAAUAUAAGCUCCCCUUCACCCCCACCACCACAACGGAAUCCCCUAUUAAUAUUUUAAAGCCUGAAAAUGUUUUAGCUGAAGAAGUGGCAUGGGUGGUUCCUCCCCUUCAAAGAUUUUAAGGCCAAUAGUAGUGGCACAGGCCUGGGGAAGAAAUACUUGCUUUAUCAAGUGGAGCUACUGACGUAGUAUCUUUAAGAUGCACACAUGACUGAUUUAUCCUUGCUAUGUAGGCAACUGGUAUAGUUUGGAAAUAUUCUAACGUAAGAUUGUACGUGAAGUAAGAAGACUGAUUUUCUUGUAUAGUGUAUAGAAUUCAGUCUUCUGUCAUGCAUGUAAAUAUGUUUGGUUUGGAUCUGUUUGAUUUAAGCUCUAAUUGCUAUUCUCUCCUCCCACCUCACAUUUUACCUAAAAUAUGUAAUUUUUAAAUGAAAUCAUACAUUGCUUUAGGAAACCUGCUAUAGACAAUGUAUGAAUUUCACCAAGAAUGUUUAAGCAAAUCUGAGACUAAAAAUUUUAGGUUUUGCCUGCAAUUUCAUAUGUAAAUUCAAGAAAAAAAUUGUAGCUAAAAGGCCUACUUUGUUGCAAAAUAUAUAUGUGACACUUCAAAGGAUUUCAGUUUUGGGUUCAUUUAAAAGUAGGACCUGACAAAAGAGGUGUGAAUAAAUAAGCAGAUUCAGAAUUUAGCAGGCGCUCGGUAUUUCUGUUUUCCUAACAUUUUAUGUAGAGCAUUUUACUGAUGCUCAGAUAGAUAUAUAAAAUGUACUACUAUAAUUCAUGCCUUCAAGGAACUUAAAAUCCUAGGGGAGAAUUAUCUAAUAGAUGUGAGAGAAUUUAGAGACAUUAAAUAUGGAGGAGGUAAAAUUAGUAUCUGUAGAAGAUAGUGCAAAACUUAAGAAUCAACUGAAAGUAUCUUAAAACUAAUAAAGUCACUGGGUAUAAAAUUGGUCACAGAAAUUAAAAGUUUUCAUUUAUAUAAACAACAGCCAAUUAUAAGAUAUAAUGGAAGAAAAAGCUCUUUUUAAAGUAAGAACAAAGAAGAAAAUCCCUAGUAAUAAACAGUAUGCAAGACCACAAAAAGAAAGCUAUGUUUCUCCUGGAAAGAAAGCACAAAAACAUGGGGAGGCAUAUCAUAUUCUUGGAUAGGAAGACUUACCAACAUAUACAUGCCAGUUCUUUUUAAGUUAAUCUAUAAUGUAAUGCAAUCUCAAAAAUACCAGGAUUUUCUAAAAUUAGACAACUGAUUCCAAAGUUCCUAUGAAAAAAAGACUAGCCCGAAAAGCUCUGAGAAGCAGUGAGGACAGACAAGUCUUACAAAAUAUUAAAAAUAGAAACUCCAGUAAUUAAAAGUUUGGUACUGGCAUAUAACUAGACAGAUCAUUAGAAUCAAAUAGGUCUAAAAUAGACCCAGAUAUGGGAAGUUAGCACAAGCUAAAGAUGACAUUUCAAUUCAGUGAAGGAAAUAUGGCUUAUUCAUUAAAAGGUGUUAGGACACCUGAGUAGCUAUUUGCAGGAAAAAAUAAAAGUUGGAUUCAUACCUCAACCAAAAUAAAAUCCAGUUUUAAAUGUGAAAACUGAAAAGCUUAAAAUACUUGAAGAAAUCAUAGGAGAAUCUUAAAAGAUUUUAGUGUGGUGAAGUGUUUUCUAAAUUUGAUGUAAAAUCCAGAAGCAAUAAAAAUGGUAUGCACUACAAAUUUAUAAUAAUGUAGUGAUAUAUAUACAUAUCUCACUAUAUAAAAUAAAUUCUUCAUCACAAAAACUACCAUAAGCAAAAAGAAAUUACAUAUUUGAAAAAAUUGCAAAUCAUAUCAUGCAUAUUUUAAUAUAUAAAGAAUUCCUAAAAUUCAGUAAGAUAAAAUUCAACAGUCCAAAAGGAAAAAGAUCCAAAACUAUAAACAGAGUUUCCACAGAAAAUGAUACAAAUGACAUAGACUGAAAAUAAAAGUUCAACUUCACUGUUAAGAGAAGUACAAAAUAAAACUAUACUGUUAUACUAGUUUUUAACCUAUUUGAUCAAGGAGAUUUUUUUUUAAAUUUUAUAAAAACACUGUGCUACAUCCUAGAUAUUAUUCAUAAGAAUUGGGGAACAAGUAUUUGCGCUGGUUGAGGUGUAAAUUACAACAAGCACUAAAAAUGGUGUGCUUAUGUAUUGUAGAUUUACUCUUUCGACCACCAAUUUUAUUUCCUAGUCAGAAAGGUUGGGAAAAAAUUAAUUUCCCGGACUUUUUUUUGUGCUGCUAGUGUUCUGGAAGCUAAUUAGAUUUUCCCAAUUAUGUGUUCUCCGCAUGACUUGAAAAGAGAAAUGAGGUAGAGGCAAUCUUUUGAGGUUCUUGCAUGUUGUAAGAAUAUGGGAAAUGUUCCCAUGCAUGGGAAAUGCAGAUCAUGCAGCAGUGAUCAAAGGUCUAUUCUCCAACUUUCUGGAUUUGGAGAAGUAGUGAUGGUGGCAGGAACAACUUCUGUUCUUUUUUUUUUUUUUUUUUUUUAAUAUUUUUAACGUUUAUCCAUUUUUGACAGAGAGAGACAGAGAACAAGCAGGGGAGGAACAGAGAGGAACAUAGAAUCCGAAGCAGGCUCCAGGCUCUGAGCUGUCAGCACAGAGCCUGAUGCGGGGCUCAAACCCACAAACCGCAAAAUCAUGACCUGAGCCGAAGUCAGUUGCCUAACCGACUGAGCCACCCAGGCGCCCCUUUUUUGUUUUGUUUUAAAUGUUUAUUUAUUUUUGAGAGAGAGUGUGUGCAAGCGGGGGGAGGGGCAGAGAGAGGAGGAGACAGAGGAUCCUGAACAGGCUUUGUGUUGUCAGCACAGAGCCCAACACGCAGCUCGAACCCACAAAUCAUGAGAUCAUGACCUGAGCUGAAGUCAGACGUUUAAUCGACUGAGCUACCCAGGUGCCCCAGUGGCAGCAGCUUCUUAAAAUAACAUUUUAAUCCCUGGAUUGUGGUAUAUCUUCUUUCUCCAGUUUCCCAGGAGUGAGAACAGGUGGUGAUAGCCUCUGGCUUCCAGCAUGGCUCCACAAUGACUCCAGAGGUAGUAGCCUCCAGUGAAUCAGUUCUGUAUCACAGUGGGAUUCAUUCUGGGAGGCUCCACUUAGAUUUCUAAACCCUGAUCUUUCAGCCCUUCCAAUGACCUUUUAAGUACCAAGGUGCCUAUAUCAAGUGCCUUCAUGUUUGAAAUAUCUAGAAUGAUGGGAUGCCUGAGUGGCUCAGUCAGUUAAGCAUCCGACUUCAGUUCAGGUCAUGAUCUCACAGUUCAUGGGUUUGAGCCCCACUUCAGGCUCUGUGCUGACAGCUUGGAACCUGGACCCUGCUUUGGAUUCUAUCUCCCUCUCUCUGUCUCUCUCCCACUCACGCUCUGUCUCUGUCUCUCAAAAAUGAAUUAACGUUAAAAAAAAUUUUUUUAAUUAAAAUAUCUAGAAUGGCGUCUGUUUCCUGCACUGAAAACUGCCUGAUUGAUUUGGCAAUGGCAAUCAGAACUGAAAAUGUAUUUCCUUUUGAUCUUGCAGUUUUACUUCUAGGAAUAUAUCCUAUAGACAUGCUUGUAUGUGAAAGUAACGAGUUUGUAAGGGUUUUCAAUGCAUUGUUUGUAAACUGACAUCAGUAGGGGAAUCAUAAAAUCAAUUAUAGUGUAUGUAUAUAAUAGAAUCCUAGGUAACUAUAAAAAAGAAUGAGCUUUGUAUAUUUAAAGGAAGUAAUUAAUAAGGCACAUGAAGAAAAAAAAAAAAAAAAAGCCCAAAUGUCCAUCAACGGAUGAAUGGAUAAAGAAGAUAUAAUGUGUGGAUGGAACUGGAGGGUGGAGGGUGUUAUGCUAAGUGAAAUAAAUCAUACAGAGAAAGACAGAUACUGUAUGUUUUCACUCUUAUGUGGAUCCUGAGAAACUUAACACAAGACUAUGGGAAAGGGGAAGGGAAAAAAAAAAGUUAGAGAGGGAGGGAGACAAACCAUAAGAGACUCUUAAAAACUGAGAACAAACUGAGGGUUGAUGGGGAGUGGGAGGAAGGGGAGGGUGGGUGAUGGGCAUUGAGGAGGGCACCUGUUGGGGAGAGCACUGGGUGUUGUAUGGAAAACAAUUUGACAAUAAAUUUCAUAUUAAAAAGAAAAAGAUAUGGUAUGUAUAUACAAUGGAGUAUUACUUGGCAAUCAAAAAGAAUGUAAUCUUGUCAUUUGCAACUACAUGGAUGGAACUAGAGUAUAUUAUGCUAAGCAAAAGUAGAGAAAGACAAAUAUAUGACUUCACUCAUGGGGAAUUUAAGAUACAAAACAGAUGUAUAAGGGAAGGGAAGCAAAAAUAAUAUAAAAACAAGGAGGGGGGUGAAACAUAAGAGACUCUUAAAUACAGAGAACAAACUGAAGGUUGCUGGAGGGGUUGGGGGUGGGGAUGGGCUAAAUGGGCAAGGAGCAUUAAGGAAGACACUUGUUGGGAUGAGCACUGGGUGUUAUACAUAGGGGAUGAAUCACUGGUAUCCAUUCCUGAAAUCAUUAUUGCACUAUAUGCUAACUAACUUGGAUGUAAAUUUUAAAAUUAAUUCAUUAAAAAACAUUUUUUA
This is a messenger RNA of Panthera uncia (snow leopard), 13156 nucleotides long. It is a transcript of the gene RAB21, whose product is annotated as RAB21, member RAS oncogene family. Lineage: Eukaryota; Metazoa; Chordata; Mammalia; Carnivora; Felidae. Gene Ontology annotation, molecular function: GTPase activity; GTP binding. Gene Ontology annotation, biological process: Rab protein signal transduction. The transcript is spliced from 7 exons. The record is from RefSeq and is a predicted model, not a curated record. The coding region runs from base 285 to 953 and encodes 222 amino acids.